CAAGAUCGACAAGUCCGCGGUCACACUGCAUUAGCUUUUUCCCGUGAAGAAGACGUUGCCGCGCCAGCCAAUUGUUUGUUUUGCCCCCCGCUCAUUUUCCCCCGCCCCGCGUGCCGUUGACCGUCGCGAACAAAGAGUGGAAAAUUUCCAAUUCAGCAGAAAAAUCCUUUGUUGUUUCGAAGUAUCUAGUGGAAGGAAAACCGAAAGAACUUCUGCGACUGCCAAGAAAAGAACGUCUUUUCUGGCCCCAAAUUCUGAUUGUUUCGGAUUUGAUUUUUUUUGGAUGGGUGUGAAGCGUAGUAUGCAAGAGAACUGCUGCAACAAGGACUGCCUGGGUCUCCGAAAGCGUGUCUGUGGUCUUCAUCAAACCUUCAAGUGGCUGCACCAGACCCCCGCUCUGCACGAGUACCUGAUCUCCGCCAGUUCGGUUGCUGCAAACACAGGCAAGGCGAGCGAGCCCAGAGCAACAACAGUCUAAAGUCCACCUAAGACCAAAGCAAUCAACCAAACGAAUAUAAACCGACUAUAUUAGCUAAAGUAGAUAGUAAAUUCAAUCAAAAUUCAACCUAACCGCACAAAGAAAAACAGAAACAACAACAGAACAACAAAAAUAGAAAAUACAAUUAAACCGCUACGAGCUUUUGCCGACAUCUUUGACCUUGUUUUGGUUACAAGUGCACUUCGCUGCUUGCAACCCGCUCGUCACCCUGCUUGGCAACCGAAGCAGUUUUCAACUUCCUCG
This is a messenger RNA of Drosophila pseudoobscura, 742 nucleotides long. RefSeq lists its product as uncharacterized. The record is from RefSeq and is a predicted model, not a curated record. Lineage: Eukaryota; Metazoa; Arthropoda; Insecta; Diptera; Drosophilidae. The coding region runs from base 284 to 478 and encodes 64 amino acids. The transcript has a single exon.